GGAAGGAGAGGAGGAGGAAGGGGAGGAAAGGAAGAGGAGAGGAGAGGAGGGGAGAGGUGUAAACACACUCCAGAUGGGAUCCUGGCAUUAAUGAAAUGGGAGCCAUGAAGUAUGAACUCCACUGACAUCUGCAGGACGAUAGAAUAAGCUCAACUAGCUGCGCAAUCAUGAGCACUCCCCCGACAGGAACUCCAACUAUGGAGGUGAAGGUGGUCUCCCAGGAGAUGGCAUUACUUAGCAACAUACUGGCAGCUUACACCUUCAUUGCAGACCAACCUGAGAGGACUGCCUUGGUGUUUCUGGGCGGUGUCUGUGUCGGCCUCCUUGUCACACUCUGCGCCAUCGUCUUCCAGAUACACUGUCGAGCAGACUGUCACUAUGGCAACAGUAAGCAUCCUCACAGUCGCCACAGGAACAGGCAUCAUCACCGUCGCCAUCACGGCUGUCCCCUCCAUCAGGCCACUGACAGUAAUCCAGACAACACUGCUGUUGUUGCCGCUGGAGGGACGGGGCCCACUGGGGACAGUGAAUCAGAGGACUGGGAUGAUACGUCUGACCUGUCGGCACGGAGACGCAGACGCUUCGAGAGAGCUCUGCUGCACGCCAGCAUGUUCACAUCAGCCGAGGAGCUGGACCGGGCCCAGCGGCUAGAAGAGCGGGAACGGAUUCUCCGAGAGAUCUGGAUGAACGGACAACCAGACAUCAGUACAGUCACUCAAAGUCUCAACAGAUAUUACUGACGCACAGUCAAACAGGCAGAUAGUCAGGAGGACACGGAGCCUGACAGGCGGGCAGACGGAUAAAGGAACAUAAACAAAAGAAAAAACACUGGAUGAAAUGAACAUAAACCAUCAGAUCAGGAGUACUGUCUUCACUGCACCAAAGAGACUCUUACAGAUCAAACUACUAGUGACAGUACUGCCAAGAGCGGCUCCCUCCACUCUGUAAACAACAAGGGAAACAUAUGAGUUGUGAUGGCUCACUCCUCCAAAACAACAAAAUGACACUGAAGUGUUGGGAAGAAGAAUGUCCUCAUGCCCUGAAAAGCCAACAAGUAAAGACACAACGUACCUACAGAGCUCACAAAACUACACAAGGGAUUUUAUAACUUUAAAUAUUUUAACAGGUGCUUUUGAGAAAUGUGGAGGUACAUAAAAAGAAUGGGAGGCAUUAAGGAGGCUGCAGUGCUGCAGCUGUUCAUGAGUGUAUGUAUUCAAAUAUCAGUGAUAUUUUGUUGUUGCACUUUUCUCAGCUCACCAUUCUAUUGGUGCAUACUGGAAUUAAAGACUGAAAUGAGGAGGUACAGAAGCUCAAUGCCAAGAUACAAUUACACAUACUGGUGCUUUUACUGCUGUAACUCUACAUCCCCAGAUGGUGGUUGAUAAAAUAUGUAGGAUGUACGUCUGUUGGUUGCAUCUGUUGGCUGCAGGCUGAGCAGCACAGGUGUUGUUGCACAUGGACACAGGACAGCUGGUCAUCAUGUCUGCAGCCCAGUCGCCAGAGGAAAAUCAUUACAUUGUUCUUUGCUGUAAACCAUGAAUACAUUACAUUUGCGUGUUUCAUACGAAUCACAUCAGUGUUUCUGAAAUGAUGUCAUAUAUCCUCCCGAGACCCUCUGUCCUCACAUUUUGGGUUUACUUGACCCUAUACUUCAUUCUACUUAACUUAGACCUGUUGUCCUUGUUUGUG
This is a messenger RNA of Epinephelus lanceolatus (giant grouper), 1689 nucleotides long. RefSeq names its product eva-1 homolog A, regulator of programmed cell death b (gene eva1ab). Lineage: Eukaryota; Metazoa; Chordata; Actinopteri; Perciformes; Serranidae. The record is from RefSeq and is a predicted model, not a curated record.